CGGGAAAGAAGCACAGGAAGAGCCUGAUUUUGCUGCCUCUUCGCCCCCGACCAGGUUUCCAGAGGCACAAGUACCAGAAAAGUUCGGUGAGAGCACUGUGAGAGCUUCUGUAAACGCUGCCCUUAGACAGGAGGGCUCCCAGGAGCAGAGAUUCUACUGUGUGCAUCUUGUCCUAGAUUUAAAGGCUCUAAAAAAGCACCUUAAGAAUGACAAGGAAGAUCUUCACCAACAGCAGGGAGAGGUGGAGGCAGCAAAAUGUCAACAGUGCCUUUGCCAAGCUGAGGAAGCUCAUUCCCACCCACCCACCAGACAAGAAACUGAGCAAGAACGAGACGCUCCGCUUGGCCAUGAGAUACAUCAACUUCCUCGUCAAGGUCCUGGGAGAGCCAGGCCUGCAGCAGACAGCAGUGGCAGCUCGGGGCAGCAUCCUGGGCUUCUUCCAGCAAGCCCCACACUUGCAGAGCAUGGAAGAGCUGACACUGAUUGAAAACUGUGGUGUCUCCUGUCCCGGCAUGAGCAGCAAUAUAGUAGAGUGUUGGUCAGAGGCAUCAUCCCCCUAGCAGACAAUGAGAGGUGCAAGUCUCGGUGUUAGUGUGGUAGUCCCUCUCUCCUGGCAGAAUCCGUGGGUUGCUCUUCCACGUAUUGUGAUUAUUUAUUUGUAUUUAUUGGUAUUUAAUUUUAAUUUUUAUUUAAUAGGAUAGGAAAUCCUUGGUCGUGCAAAACCCUGGAAGUCCAGACGGAGAACUUGUGGUUUCUGGGAGCUUGGAAGGACUCGCUGCUGUCAUGGCAGAGUCCAAGCCAGAAGAGCCUUCUGUCCAGAUCUCCUCCAUAAAUCAGGGCAUAGAAAUUCCUUCAGUGUUUCUGACAGGGAAAUAAAUUAUUCUCCCAUUCUAUUUCCAGGAAACUCUAUUGAGAUGAAGAAUUAUGACAGCACCACAAAAUUUGUCCACAACAGAUGCCUGGCCUCGGUAGUGAAAGAUUUUGAGAGAUGUGAUAUUUGACACAGUCCUCCAUGAGUUGUUCUAGGGGCUAAUUGCACUCUCUCUUGAACUUAUGGAUCUUAUUUCUAGCUUGAUUUUUUUUUUUUUUUAAGUCCUAGCCCUCGAACCUAGCUACAUAUUUCUUCAUCAGCUGAGAGGGACCCCUUAGAGCAAAGCACGUUAAGCAUAAUUAAAUGGUAGGUUAAAGCAAGAAGUGCCAAUUCAAAAUGGCCAAAUACAUAGUCAUAGAUGAGUUUCAGUGUGUUCAAUAGGCAAAGUAAAUCUCCUCCGUAGCAGUGACAGUGUGCACGUGAAGGAAGAUGGUCAGCUAUACCCCAGCUGCCUUAAAAGCCCAUCAAAGAGGUUGGUGACUCAGUGCCUUUGUUCUUCUGUAGGAACUGUAGCAAUGGGGGAGGUUCUUUUUGGGAUGGUGGUCCCAGGACAAACGCCUCAGUGAAAAUCUUUGUGGACAAAGCUAUGUCUGUGGUUACGCUGACUGCCCUUAAAUUCCUGCUUUCACCUGCCCUAGCUGAGAUUAUCCCACCUGGAUACCAUCCCAAAGGGGCCAAUGGAGCCAGGACAAAGAAAUUGGUGUAAAUAUCUUCCAUUUGUGAGUCACUGCCCUGUAUGAACCAUGCUGUAGGUGUUUACACGAUAAGCUGCAUAAAAGUGGCCACUGUGGGAUAUUGUUGCCCACAAAAAAUUCCAAUCUAAUUUCCUAACUUAUAACUCUAUUUCCUGAGUUAUAACCUGUGCCAGCCAAGGCCUGGCCUGCUCAUGUGACUUACAAGCAGCCCAAAACAGCAGAGAAAAUGACACCAGGUUUAAGCAGAAUGGCUUUCUGGUGAGAUCCUUCUCCC
Onychostruthus taczanowskii (white-rumped snowfinch) is the source of this 1840-nucleotide messenger RNA. It is a transcript of the gene TAL2, whose product is annotated as TAL bHLH transcription factor 2. Gene Ontology annotation, biological process: regulation of transcription by RNA polymerase II. The record is from RefSeq and is a predicted model, not a curated record. Lineage: Eukaryota; Metazoa; Chordata; Aves; Passeriformes; Passeridae. The transcript has 3 exons. Gene Ontology annotation, molecular function: DNA-binding transcription factor activity, RNA polymerase II-specific; RNA polymerase II cis-regulatory region sequence-specific DNA binding; protein dimerization activity. Bases 207 to 560 code for a protein of 117 amino acids.